GCAGUAAACAACAAGAGAUGCAAAUUGCAAUCCUUUGGUUCAUGUUCAUGGUUUCACAAGCACGUACACCUCCGCCUCCGACCGAAGCUUUCAAGAACGUGCGGAAAUCUUCUUCCGAUAAUGGUAUUGUUUGUGAUUUUUUUAAAGGAAAAGGUUGAAGACAUACUGCAGUAACCAUGGCUCAUCUGAGCCCAAGCCUUGCAGAAGCGGUGGACUUUUUUGUGAUGAGGAAAUUUGUUGAGUGCUUUGAUAAAUGCUGUGCUGUUAUUAAAACAGCGAAAUGUGAGCCGGAACAUGAAAGAAAUCAAGAAGUUAUAGAAGCAUCAGCGGCUCUGGGUAUUCAAGCUCUUGCAGAGACAAACCUAUGGGACCAUGCUGUGUCAUUCAUCUCAGAUGUAUACGGCACCAUUGACAUGUGUCCACCUCGAAUCAUACAAGUUUGCAUUCUUUUACAUGCACAUGUGAGAGAAUACUUACCAUGCCACAGUCUGGUGCAGCACUGGUUUGAAAACCCGCAGAACCGCAUGAACAAACAGUGUGCUCAGGUAAUACGGAUAUUUGCCAGUCACAUUUUGCAUCCAACUGGCUGUGUGGAAGCCUUGAAAGAACUGGUCGAGAAUUGUCCUUCUUUGUCCGAGCGAGAGAAAGAAUUGCUUUUGCAACUUCCUCAGAGCGGGAGAUUUAACAACGCAGAGCGACUUGGCGCAACAGAACCUCUGGUCUGCCCAAAUAGAAUCGUUCCGUCACAUGUUGGGUCUUCGGUUGUGGCACAAAGCACGGACGAUUGGUCUGACGAGUUUGGUGGAGAAGAUCGAACUGGAGGUGAUCAUACCACUGAUGGUGAAGGUCCUGAGAGACACGGAGAUGGUUCUCUUUCUGAUGUAAUCGAGUACCUGUACCACCAAGUGACCAGUUUUCUCAAGGCUCGACUAAGACCAUGGCAUCAGAGAAUUGGGCUUCUGCUCAUGGCCGUCUUCGCUGUUCUGAGUUUGAUGCAUUCUCAAACAGGAGACCCUGUAUCCAGCUUGGGACGACUCGUGAUCCUGUGGAAGACAUUCCUGGCCAGACUGCUGUGGCGUGGCAGCUGACUUUUUGACAAGACCGACAUUACCUUUACAGAUUACUUGCAAUAGAUUUUUAUAAUAAAUUUUAUGUGAUGCCCUUUUGA
Messenger RNA from Aplysia californica (California sea hare), 1168 nucleotides. RefSeq names its product peroxisome assembly protein 26. Gene Ontology annotation, biological process: protein import into peroxisome membrane; protein import into peroxisome matrix. The transcript has 8 exons. Gene Ontology annotation, cellular component: peroxisome; peroxisomal membrane. The coding region runs from base 177 to 1088 and encodes 303 amino acids. The record is from RefSeq and is a predicted model, not a curated record. Gene Ontology annotation, molecular function: ATPase binding; protein-containing complex binding. NCBI's taxonomy places the organism in Eukaryota, Metazoa, Mollusca, Gastropoda, Aplysiida, Aplysiidae.